This is a messenger RNA of Gadus macrocephalus (Pacific cod), 4309 nucleotides long. It is a transcript of the gene pde2a, whose product is annotated as cGMP-dependent 3',5'-cyclic phosphodiesterase. The record is from RefSeq and is a predicted model, not a curated record. Bases 736 to 3597 code for a protein of 953 amino acids. Gene Ontology annotation, biological process: cGMP catabolic process; positive regulation of gene expression; negative regulation of receptor guanylyl cyclase signaling pathway. The transcript is spliced from 31 exons. Gene Ontology annotation, cellular component: synaptic membrane; mitochondrial inner membrane; nucleus. Lineage: Eukaryota; Metazoa; Chordata; Actinopteri; Gadiformes; Gadidae. Gene Ontology annotation, molecular function: 3',5'-cyclic-GMP phosphodiesterase activity; 3',5'-cGMP-stimulated cyclic-nucleotide phosphodiesterase activity; 3',5'-cyclic-AMP phosphodiesterase activity.
CCUGCUCCUCGUAUUUCCUGAUAGCAUCGUCGCGCUCACUAAAGGAAGAAGGGAUUAGGUAGGUGCGUGGAAAUACGAAUGGGACCAAGUUAACUCGAGAAAGCACGCGCGCAUUCGGUCUCCCCUGCCGCGGGGCGCAGCGUUGCCAUUAAGCGGUCCUCCUCGCUCGCUCACAGCUCUACUAUCAGUUACCGGAUCCUAACCAAUCCGCGCACUCUGUCGGAGUUCGAGGGGAGCACACAGAGAGCGAGAGAGCGAGAGAGCGGGAGAGAGCGAGAGAGAGAGAGAGAGAGAGAGAGAGAGAGAGAGAGAGAGAGAGAGAGAGAGAGAGAGAGAGAGAGAGAGAGAGAGAGAGAGAGAGAGAGAGAGAGAGAGAGAGAGAGAGAGAGAGAGAGAGAGAGAGAGAGAGAGAGAGAGAGAGAGAGAGAGAGAGAGAGAGAGAGAGAGAGAGAGAGGGAGAGGAGGGAGAGCAGGAGAGUCGACUAGAUAGUAGAGAUGAGGCAAAGCCGACAGGAAAACAUACCCACCCAUCUUAACCUCUCGUCCCCAUCCCAGACGGACUGACGGACUGACUGACUGACUGACACACACACCCGAGGCACUGACGUCCGCUACGAGACAUACUUCUUGUGUGUGAAGACGAUCCAACGCACGCACGCGCACACCUCACGUGCCAGGUUUCCCCUGACCAAAACUAUCCAGGUUGAUUCCGGAGGAGGCGAGCCAGGAUGCGCGAUGGGACAAGCGUGCGGACACGCUCUCCUCUGUCGUAGCCAGCCGCCAUCCUCUGAGAUACGCGGUCAACAAGUGUUUUUACAUCCUGAGGACGGUUCUGCCCCAGGCUCAACAACCCCCAGACUGACCACGACCCUGUCUGAACAACUCCAGGAUGCUUUGCUGCGGUUGGCAGCGGUCGUCAAUGUUCGCUCGCUACGAGAUGCCCUCCGAGACAGCGUACAGGAAUUGCUACCCAGCACGGAGUGUGUAUGUGUCUACAUUCUGGAGGGAGACUCGCGGCUGCUGUGUGAUGACCCGCCGCACGAACUGUCAAAGGAGGGAAAAAUCAGGAGUCUCCUGGAGCAGCUGAAGCGUCACCAAUGUGCCGGGCUCCCCCCCGCCGAGCUGCCAGAGAAAUACAGAGCCUGCUUGGCCACGCCCUUACCUGCCCACAGGAGAGCUCUUGUCAUUCCUAUCUUGGACCCAGACCGUAAGAAGGCUAUCUGUGUCUUGCUGGUGGGUUGUAAGCCACUUGCUGACCAGGAUGAAGUGUGUCUCAACACGCUAGAGAAGCACGCUUCGGUGGCAUGUGGGCGUGUCCAAGCCAUCCAGCUACCUUACCCUCAGCCGCCCCUUAGUCCCUCCCCUAUUCAAUCCCACAAUGUACUGCUGGGCCUCGAUGUCCCGGACCAGGAUUACUGCGAGCUGGACCGCAACAUUCUACAGCUCUGCGGUGAGCUGUACGACCUUGAUGCCACAGCGCUCCAGCUCAAGGUCAUCCAUUACUUGCAGCAGCAGACUCAGUCACAGUGCUGCUGUCUCCUACUGGUAUCCGAAGACAACCACCAACUCUUCUGCCAGGUUGUUGGAGACAAAGUUCUGGAGGAGGAAAUCAGUUUCCCGCUCAUGUUUGGCCGUUUUGGUCAAGUUGUCGAAAAGAAGAAGUCCAUCACGCUUCAGGACAUCAGUGCGGAGGAGCGCCGGCAGCUCUCCAUCAUGCUGGGCUGUGAGAUCUCCUCCCUGCUGUGCGUCCCCGUCACCAGUAGGGCCACCGACCAGGUGGUGGCGCUGGCGUGCGCCUUCAACAAGGAGGGCGGACUGAGACACACAGAGGCAGACGAGCACGCCAUUCAACACUGUUUCUGCUAUACUUCAACUGUCCUUACCUCAACCCUGGCUUUCCAGAAGGAGCAGAAACUCAAAGUGGAGUGCCAGGCUCUGUUACAAGUGGCCAAGAACCUCUUCACACACUUGGACGACGUGUCUGUGCUGCUGCAAGAAAUUAUAGUGGAAGCCCGAAACCUCAGUGACGCAGAGAUCUGCUCUGUGUUCCUGCUGGACCGCGUCAGCCAUGAGCUGGUGGCCAAGGUGUUUGACGGGGGAGUUGUCAGCGAUGAGGAGAAGGAGUUCCGUAUCCCGGCGGACCAGGGCAUCGCGGGCCACGUGGCGACCACCGGCCAGACCCUCAACAUCAAGGACGCCUACUCCCACCCCCUGUUCUACCGCGGAGUGGACGACAGCACGGGCUUCAAGACCCGCAACAUCCUCUGCUUCCCCAUCAAGGACGAGAACAACGAGGUUAUCGGAGUGGCUGAGCUGGUCAAUAAAACCAACGGACCAUGGUUUAAUCGCUUUGAUGAAGAUCUGGCCAAUGCUUUCUCCAUCUACUGUGGCAUCAGCAUCGCCCAUUCUCUGCUCUACAAGAAGGUCCAUGAAGCUCAGUUCAGAUCCCACCUGGCCAAUGAGAUGAUGAUGUACCACAUGAAGGUGUCGGAAGAGGAGGUGUCCAAGCUGCUGGUGGUGGGGAUAGAACCAGUGAAAGAGAUCCACUCGUGCUUCGCUGAGUUCACGUACACGCCGCGCUCCCUCCCCGACGACACCACGCCCAUGGGUAUUCUGAGCAUGUUUGAGGACAUGGGCUUCAUCAACACCUACAAGAUAGACCUGCGCACACUCGCCAGGUUCUGCCUGAUGGUGAAGAAAGGCUACCGGGAUCCUCCCUACCACAACUGGAUGCACGCCUUCUCGGUCUCACACUUCUGUUACUUGCUCUACAAGAACCUGGGCCUGGCCAACUACCUCGAGGACAUAGAGAUCUUUGCGCUCUUUGUCUCCUGCAUGUGUCACGACCUGGACCACCGUGGCACCACCAACUCCUUCCAGGUCGCGUCGCAAUCCGUGCUGGCUGCUCUCUACAGCUCUGAAGGCUCUGUGAUGGAGAGGCACCACUUUGCCCAGGCUAUUGCCAUUCUGAACACCCAUGGCUGCAACAUCUUCGAAAAAUUUUCGAGGAGGGACUAUCAGCGCAUGUUGGAUCUUAUGAGAGACAUCAUUCUGGCUACUGACCUGGCUCACCACCUCCGUAUCUUCAAGGACCUCCAGAGGAUUGCUGAUCUUGGCUACAACAAGAACAAUCAGACCCAUCGCUCUCUGCUGCUGUGCCUGCUGAUGACGUCAUGUGACCUGUCGGACCAGACCAAGGGCUGGAAGACCACGCGCAAGAUAGCGGAGCUGAUCUACAAGGAGUUCUUCUCACAAGGAGAUCUGGAAAAAGCCAUGGGGAACCGACCCAGUGAGAUGAUGGACCGGGAGAAGGCUUACAUCCCAGAGCUACAGAUCAGCUUCAUGGAGCACAUCGCCAUGCCCAUCUAUAAGUUGCUGUCGGAGUUCUUCCCCAGGGCCACCGAGCUAUACGAGAGGGUGGCCGCCAACAGGGAGCAGUGGACUAAAGUCUCCCACAAGUUCACCAUCCGGGGUUUGCCUAGCAAUAACAGCCUGGACUUCCUGGAUCAGGAGUAUGAGCUGCUGCAGUCCCAGGGGGCCUUCGGCAGCGACGACCAAUGUAUCAACGGUUGCCUGGACGAGGGGGAGGGUCAGUGAUGGUGACGAGGACGGUGACUAAGAUGCUGAUGAGGAGGAUCACGGCGAGUCUCAGUGCUCUUGCUGAGGUUUUUAGGAGAGGCUGGUGACAGCUUUUUUUCCAAUCAACCCCCCCCCCCCCCGCGCGAGAGAGCAAGAGAGAUCUUUCUCUUGUCCGCUGUCCUCCACCUAGAUAGCUUAGCAGGGGGAGGAGGUCAUGCACCGCUGACGGGGGGGUCCCUACGUGAGCGGAUCAGACAGAGACAGGUUCAGUGGACUCUGGGGGACAGAUGCAAUGCGCUGCUUUGUCUCCAGGCCGGGAUGCAGGGAGCAGGGGACAUGUUGUGUCUUUUUGCUCCACCACAGCUACACUGGAGGGGGACGGGGGGGGGCGACAUUAUUUUGAGAACGAGUUCAUAAGGAGAUGAUGUGGGACGAUGGGAUGAUUGUAAAAACACAUCCGUACACACAAGCAAGCACACACACACACCCACACACAUUCACACUUGUAAAAAAAAGAAAACGCACAUACUGUUGAGUGGAAACACCAUAUGAUAUAUAUACACACAAUACACACAACUUCGACACACACACGAGACAGAAAAAAACGACUACUCGAUAUCAAGAAGACGACACCGACAUGUUCAACCUACAUGAAGUGCUAAAUCCAUUCUGUACAAUGUUUUGUAACGGCUUCUAUUGAAUUAAAUGGUUCCAAUUUGUCAACGCUCAA